Molecule: messenger RNA, 2809 nt
Organism: Odocoileus virginianus texanus
Lineage: Eukaryota; Metazoa; Chordata; Mammalia; Artiodactyla; Cervidae
Source: RefSeq, a predicted model, not a curated record
GGCUGGAGAUGGUGGGGUGGGAGGCCCUGGAGAAAGGUUUGGGAGAUUGGGAAGGUGAGAAGUUUGGGGUAAAGGCUGUAAACAGCCUUGAGCAAGGAGGGAGACCUAAGUGCAAGUCCGGAUAGAGGCCGGUGGGCUCACUUUGCGAGGUAGAGCAAUCGCCAGAGGAGGUUGGCAUGGGAUGAGAGGAGGCAAAGAGCUGGGCUGUAACCCCUUCCAGACCGCUGACCACGCCCCUCUAGGUGAGCUAGACCAGGUUCUUCUGACAGGUUCUGCCCAGCCCUCCCUCUCCCCAUCUCAUUUCAUCAAUAACCCUGAUCCCGACCCUCGCCAGGAUGGAGAAAGGUAGAAGGUAGAGGACGCCACCCCCAUCCUAUUUCCUGCCACGCUCCGGGGUUGUUUGCUUGCAGCUCCCAGGUGGUCACCUCCCUGCACCUGCGGAGCUAGCUGCCAUAAAUGUGAAGAACGGAAAUGAGCCAGUUUCCUCCGCCUCCCUGGGUUCUCUUGAGGCCACUCCACAGUCCUGUUACGACUGCCUCACCCAGAUCUCCAGUAGCUGCCCUGUCCCCACUCCCCAAACAGCUGGUCCCAAGAUUGCUGUUGGAGUGCUGGAUGGAGCCUGUCUCUGUCUUUUGUUACAUUUCCAAUUUUAUAUAAUGCUUCACAUCUCUGCUCCCCCGGGACCUCCUGGAGUCCCCAUGAUCCUGAAGAAGACAGUUUGAAUCUAGGUGAGUCUAUCUCUCCCCCUCUAAGAUUGGAAGGAAUGUUCUCCAGAGAAUGCUCUGGAAUGGCCUUGGGACCUGAAUGAUGUAAGCAUUCCUGGGGGUAGGGACUGAGUAGGUGGUAGGAGUGGUUUGAGGGAGGGGUGGUGGAGAGUGAAACUUAGGCUGGAAGUGACAGGUGGUGCGGCCUGCUGAUGGUUACGUUCUAUUUCUUUUUGUAUACUUGUGUGCGCCCUUGUGUGACUUUGUUCUUUUCCUUUCCCCUCUUUACCCCUGUCCACCACCUUCAUCAAUACCCGAUGAUCUCUCUGCUGGCAUGCUGUCUUCCUGUCCCCCCAGAACUCUCCUCUCUCUCUCAUCCAGACCUCAGCGCAGGAUGUUGCGGAGGUUGCUGGAGCGGCCCUGCACGCUGGCCCUGCUUGUGGGCUCCCAGCUGGCAGUCAUGAUGUACCUGUCGUUGGGGGGCUUUCGAAGCCUCAGUGCCCUCUUUGGCCGAGAGCAGGAGCCGACAUUUGACUAUUCUCAUCCACAUGAUGUCUACAGUAACCUCAGUCACCUGCCUGGGGCCCCUGUUGCCCCAGGGGGCCUCCCAGCUCCUCAAGGCCUGCCGUACUGUCCAGAACGAUCUCCUCUCUUAGUGGGUCCUGUGUCCGUGUCCUUCACCCCGGUGCCGUCGCUGGCAGAGAUCAUGGAGAGGAACCCCCGGGUGGGGCCGGGGGGCCGAUACCGCCCUGCAGGCUGUGAGCCCCGGUCCCGGACAGCUGUCAUUGUGCCUCACCGUGCCCGGGAGCACCACCUGCGCCUGCUGCUCUACCACCUGCAUCCGUUCCUGCAGCGCCAGCAGCUUGCUUAUGGCAUCUAUGUCAUACACCAGGCUGGAAAUGGAACAUUUAAUAGGGCAAAGCUGCUGAAUGUUGGGGUGCGGGAGGCCCUGCGUGAUGAAGAAUGGGACUGCUUGUUCCUACAUGAUGUGGAUCUCCUGCCAGAGAACGACCACAAUCUGUAUGUGUGCGACCCCCGAGGACCUCGGCACGUUGCUGUUGCCAUGAACAAGUUUGGAUACAGCCUCCCAUAUCCCCAGUACUUUGGCGGGGUUUCGGCGCUCACUCCUGACCAGUACCUGAAGAUGAAUGGCUUCCCCAAUGAAUACUGGGGCUGGGGUGGUGAGGAUGAUGACAUUGCUGCCAGGGUUCGCUUGGCUGGGAUGAAGAUCUCUCGUCCCCCCACAUCUGUGGGGCACUAUAAGAUGGUGAAACACCGAGGAGAUAAGGGCAACGAGGAAAAUCCCCACAGAUUUGACCUCCUGGUCCGUACCCAGAAUUCCUGGACUCAAGAUGGCAUGAACUCACUGACAUACCAAUUGCUGUCUCGAGAGCUGGGCCCUCUCUAUACCAACAUCACAGCAGACAUUGGAACUGACCCUCGGGGUCCCCGGACUUCCUCUGGUCCCCAUUACCCGCCUGGUUCCUCCCAAGCCUUCCGUCAGGAGAUGCUGCAGCGCCGGCCCCCAGCCAGGCCUGGCCCUCUGCCUACUGCCAACCACACAGCUCCCCAUGGUUCACACUGACUCCUUCUUAAUCAUGAAGCUGAAUCUUUCCCACUUUAAUCAUGAAACUGAAUCGGAGGGGUUACAUUUUCCCCACCCUCGGCUCCUCACUGCUCUUAGAGGGAUGUGGGGGAACUGAGCUUCACUGCUGUGCUGGGGGCAGGGGCCUCUCCUCACUGCUGGACUGGAGCUGGGCUCCUCUGGCCCUGGGGGUCUCUCUUUCUAGGGUCACCUGCCAGGGCUUAUGACUGUGAAUCCUUGAUGUCAUGACAUGUGAUGACUACUAGGACUCCCCUGCCCAUGGGGUAGGAGCAGGGCUGGACCCCAAAUCCCUUCUUCUUCCAUGGAGAGAAGAGUGAUCUGGCUUCUCCCGGGACCUCUGUGAAUAUUUAUUCUAUUUAUGGUUCCCAGGAAGUGUGUUUGAAGGAAGCCCCUCCCUGGGUACUUUCUGCCGGUAAUGGAGUAGCUCCCUCUUUUGAACCUGGCUCAGGGGGCUGGGAUUUUGAUAUAUUUUCUAAUAAAGGACUUUGUCUUGCCUCUG